Molecule: messenger RNA, 645 nt
Organism: Marasmius oreades (fairy-ring Marasmius)
Lineage: Eukaryota; Fungi; Basidiomycota; Agaricomycetes; Agaricales; Marasmiaceae
Exons: 5
Coding region: 1-645 (214 amino acids)
Cellular component (GO): cytoplasm; nucleus
Molecular function (GO): protein folding chaperone; protein-folding chaperone binding
Source: RefSeq, a predicted model, not a curated record
AUGUCCCAGUUUCCAGACUACUAUCGCCUACUAGGAAUCUCAAGAACUGCAACUCAAGAUGAGAUUCGUCAAGCAUAUAAACAAGAGUCCUUAAGAACCCACCCAGAUAGGCUUGUGAAUGCUAUUCCAGAGGAGAAACAGAAGGCUACCGAGAGAUUUCAGGCGGUAGCAGAUGCCUACUAUGUUCUCUCAGACAAAACUCGUCGCCGGGAAUAUGACCAACUAUACAACUCCCGUACAUCCAACGAUCGCAGCGGGGAUCCAGGCUCAUCUUCCAACUUCUUUUCCCAAUUUGCGGGGAUGUUCGGCGGCGCAAAUGCUAACAACGGGGAAACUAAUGGCGGAACCCAACGUCCCGAUGCUGACGAUGUGUUUGUGGAUGUAUUUGACGAGCUUCUCAGGCCUGAAGUUGAACGGCACAUUCCAUUGUGGACGUAUUUGGGGGCUGUGUGCGGAGCCGGCGUCGGUUUUAUUAUUGCAAACAUUCCUGGUUCAAUGAUCGGAGCAUAUGCGGGUAAUCGCUUGGGUGCUAUACGAGAUGCGAAGGGAAAGAGUGUCGCUAGUGUGUUCAACGACCUUGGUGGCAAUCGGAAAGCGGAGAUUCUCCGUGCUCUCGCCUUGAAGGUCCUCGGUUCCGCGUUAUAG